Messenger RNA from Ambispora leptoticha, 570 nucleotides. Lineage: Eukaryota; Fungi; Glomeromycota; Glomeromycetes; Archaeosporales; Ambisporaceae. The record is from the annotation of a GenBank genome assembly.
AUGGACGAGACGCCAGUUUGGUUCGAUAUGGCGGGCGAAUUGACUGUGAAUCUAAAAGGUGCAAAAACAGUCCAUGUUCGAACAACUGGGAAUGUUAAAAAUAGAUUUACCAUUGUUUUAACAUGUUUUGCUGAUGAUAAAAAGCUCCCCCCAGUUAUUAUCUUUAAGAGAAAGGUUUGGCCAAUUCACACACCACCACCUCCAGCCGGCAUAGAAGACGUUUUCAAUGACGUUAUCGUUCGGGCAUUCAAAAAAUGCGGUAUCUCUAAUUGUUUGUUGAGAGUUGAGGAUCAUUUGAUUUAUGAAGAUGACGAUGAAGAGAAUUCGGAUAAUAAAUCUGAAGAAGGAAAUGAUGAAAAUGAAGGACCUGACGAAGACGACGAAUUUGAUGAUGAUGAUGAGUCUAAUGAAGACGAUGAAGGUGGUGAAUCUGAUGAAGGCGGUGAAUCUGAUGAAGGCGGUGAAUCUGAUGAAGGUGGUGAAUUUGAUGAAGACGGUGAAUUUGACGAUAAAAAUACGUACGAAUCUCAUAAGUGGCCCGAAUGUUUUGUUGUAAUUGAAAAUGCAUGA